GUCGGCCAGUAAACGACCUCGCCGCCUCAGUGUGUAGUGAGUGCCUAAGGGGAAGGGACGCCGCUCUGCCCCGACGAGACGAGACGCUCAGCAUGGCGUGCGGCAUCCAGCAUGCGGCGCCCCUACGCCUGGCACACGCCGGGCAUGACAGCAACUCCUCCCUGCCGAGUCAUGAUCUCGGCCGACAUAUGAGGAGAACUGUGGGACCAAGAUGGUUGGAGGGGCAACGUUCUCUCAGUCACACCCCCAACAAGAGUCUGGAGUCCCUAUGCCAGCAGUGCUAUGUGCAGAAGAGCCUGUCCAUGUUGACAAUCACACAGAGGAAGUCAGAGGGUGGAGCAGACACAGAGGGAAGACCACGGUCACACAUGAGGAGGGCUGUCCGGUACAUGUGGGUGACGGAGGUGAUCUCGGGGACUGGUUUCUUCGCGGUGACGGAGAAAAGCCGAGAGAAGGCCACUGAAGUGAGAACCGCCUUGGCAGCCCAGCUGGGGGAAUCUCCCACCAUGGCUGAGAGGGUGGUGCCCAGGAUGAUCUAUGCACUGAAGGUGAAUGGCUGCUGGGAGCGUGUGAUGGUGAGGAGCCAUUGCACCGCCAGCUGCUGCUCGCUGAGGAUGGAGGGCGAGGAGCAGUCAUCCCCUCCAGAGCACUGGCAUGUUAACUUGAUGGAGGUGGGCAGCAUGAAGUGUGUGGCUUUGUCACAGCUGGCCCUCAUCACCAGGGAAAUUGCCUCAGAGACCCCCAAGGCCAGGCUCUACUAUCUGAGUCGAAUCUACCUUGAAGAUGAUGAAAAGAAUUAUCAGGCCAAGGCAUUUCUGAAGAGCCAAAUCAUGAAUAACCAGAGGCUGACGGCUGAAGUGUCUUACCCCCCAUCUGGCAGAGGCCUGAUCCAUGUUGAGAUUGUCUUUGGUAAUGCAUUCCUGAGUGAUGCACUUGUGGAUGCAGGCUUUGCUAAAUACACCAGGUUCAGAUCCAGAUCCAGAUCCAGAUCCAGGGCUCAUGACCAGAGGAAGAAGGUGUCAAAAGCAGCUUCUUGCUGUUCUUCUCAGGACAAAGUGUCUGUAAGCUCCAGAAACAGCCUUGUGCCUCGUGUACCACUACGUGCACCACGGAACACGAAGCCUGAUAUAGGGAACAGCACACUUCCUGAAUUGAUGGAGCUCAUUGACCAUAUGUUGAAGAAGCGCAAUGAGAGUGCCUACCUGACUUCCAGGCACUCUGCACUGAACAUAGCCAUCAAGUUAUCAUAUAGAGAGAGAGUUCCACAGCAUCAAGGACUAUGUGAAGAUGGAUAUACAUCCCUUGAUAAGUAUCAGAAACUUUUGAGGAGACUAAGGAAUGAAACUCCAUAUGUUGAGGAAAUAAUGGACGUGAAGGAAUCACUCUACAAGCAAUUACUAGGAAUGUUUAAGAAAUGGAAGGCUAGUAACAGACACGCUCAGAAGAAAUCUGAUGUUGCCAUUGAUAUUAUGGCAAACAUUUUCCUCAGAUUUACAAAUACGGACUUUAUAUUUGAAUACUACAGGCAUGAAUGUAAGAAGCUGGAAACUUCCUUGAGUAAUGAAUUACUUCUCAAGAAUGAAGGGCAAGGCCUGGCCCAAAUGAUUGUGCCAGCUGUGGCCACAAAGCUGAUGGCUGCCAUUGAGAAACUGGAGACUUCUGGCAGUGGGUUCAUGCAAACACGAGAAAGAGCCCAGACACUGCAUCAUUUCAUCAUCAACAGCAGAAACAUCAAUUCUCUUGCUCUGGACACUCUGGCCAAGGACAUUCUAAAGGGCUUGUACUGCUACCAUAUGAGGGGGAUAGCCUACAAAUAUCUACACCCAGAAAAUGUGCUUGUGAUUAAUGGCCAUGCAGAACUGAGAACCCUUGAUGACCUGCACGAGUGUACAAUCGGGAAAGACUGGCCAUUUGGGAGUGUUAAGAUGGCCAAAGAAGACUUGGGCAAACCAGGUGAUGUGUUCAAAUUUGGCUUGCUGGUCCUGUGGAUGGCAUGCAUAGGAGUUGACAGCUACAGGACUGCAACCAUGAAGUUCCACUGCAACAUGGCCCUGCUCAAGACGAUCAUGGCUCAAGACCCGAACAAGCGCCCUCUAGUGGAGUCCAUGGUCUGUAUGAACAGUCCCAUCAUCCACUCCAGCAGCCAGGGGUGCAGCAUGCCGCUUAAGUACCACCUCAAGGAAGUGUUCAGUGACAUGUGUAUUGCUGAGGGUGAGGAGGAGACCUCUGACCAGCCCUCAGAGAUGGAGGUGUGCAGUGAGUCAGAAAGCAUGUUCCAGCCAACCACUGAGGAGGAAUCAGGAAAUGAAACCACGGAAAGUGAGGCUCCCAGAAGUAAUCCUCCCAGCCUGCUGAGUGCUGAAAGGGAGGCCAAGGAUGUGCCCCCUCCCAGCACACCAACAGAGAAAGCAUAGUUUUUUUGUUUUUUUUUUUCCCUAAGGAACAGAGUUCUGAAGGAGUGUUUAUUUUUUGUAUUCAAAGAUUUUCUUCAGAUUUACAGUCAUAAGUUUUAUUACUGAGUGUUUCUUGCAUAUAAUGUAGUUAAUUAGUACACAUCUAAUACAUUCUUACAAUGGAAGAUAUCAUGAUUUGAUAGUGAGCACAGGGUUAGGGAGUCACAAAGUUGUCUGACUGUAUGCGUAUUCAUCAUUUUUUAAGCAUGCUGAAUGUAUUAAGUUAUUUUGACAUUUUCAGGGAGAACUUUAUUAUAAUCCUUCCUUCCUUUCCUUUACUGAUAUAGUGAGGAUAGAAUGCAUUUCAGUAUCUUUUGUAUGGAAUAAGUGGAGACAUGUUUGCUUUAAAAAAAUAUUUAUAUAUACUUCCUUAUAAGCUCAUUUGUUUAACAAGAAAUAAAAAAAAACUGAGCAUUACUGUCUUCUUU
Messenger RNA from Eriocheir sinensis (Chinese mitten crab), 2881 nucleotides. RefSeq lists its product as uncharacterized. The coding region runs from base 93 to 2414 and encodes 773 amino acids. The transcript has 13 exons. NCBI's taxonomy places the organism in Eukaryota, Metazoa, Arthropoda, Malacostraca, Decapoda, Varunidae. The record is from RefSeq and is a predicted model, not a curated record.